CACUUGUCAAUUUGUUCUUCUCCCGUGUUUAUUUUGUAUCGCUUUUCUUUUGCUCUCGUGUUUCUAUGUUUUAACUCUGUUUUAUUUUGCAAAACUCUGUUUUCGAUCUCGUGACAAGUUUUUCCGGCCGCCCGGAAAAAUGCUAAAUCAAUUUUACUGUUUGUUUUUGUUGCUCCUCCUCCACAUCUUCGUAGGCGUGGCGUGGGCCGAGGAGGGGGAGUGCCACCGCCUCAAUCGCGCAGAUAUCGAGGGCAGACUGUCGACGAAGACGCCUUACAGGGCGAUCGCCAAUUACGAUGAAACGCCGCCGAAAUUCGCCGGUUGCCACCCUACCCGAAUCUGGUACAUCAUUCGGCACGGAACUCGAAAUCCCAGCGAAGCCGUUAUUUUGCAGGCCCAAAAUCGCCUCUCCGAAAUAAAGAAAAGCAUUCUGGAUCAGCCGAAACCACCUAUAUGCUCCGCUGAACUGAAGAGGCUGCGCCAAUGGAGCUGGAAACACUUGAAUGCUACCGAAGACGAGAAGUUGCUGGUUGCGGAGGGAGAGGACGAGCUGAUUGAGCUGGCGGAGCGGAUGCAGAAGCGGUUUCCGGACCUAUUUCCGGAACUGUACAGCCCGGAGUGGUAUUACUUUAAGUACACGGCCACGCAGAGGACGAGGAAAAGUGCAGCGAGCUUCGCUACGGGCUUAUUUGGCCGCAAUCGCAUCCAUUCCGUACGAUAUCCACCGCCUUUGCAUGAGGAUCCUGUCCUAAGGUUCUAUAAGGGCUGUGGGAAGUGGAAAACUGACGUCGAUAAGAAUCCCGAAACCUUGGUCAACGCACGCAGGUUCCUUUCGGAGCCGCAGAUGCAAUCAGCAGUGGAGCAGAUACGGAGCAGCACCCGGCUGCCGGGUCUUCAGCCGGAGGAUGUUCAGCUCAUGUACACGGUGUGUGCUUUCGAGACGGCUUGGCAUCGCCCGCGACGUGGUUCUGGUUCCCGAUCCUCAUCUGAUUCCGUGUGGUGCAACUUCUUCGAUGUAGCCGCCUUGGAGGCGCUGGAGUUCUUCGAGGACCUGGAGUACUAUUGGAACGAUGGCUACGGCUACGAACUGACCCAUCGCAUUGCCUGUCCGGCAAUCGCAGAUAUGUUUGCGGCCCUUAGUUCUUCGACGGAGGAGCGACGGGCCAACGCCACGUUGUACUUCACGCACUCGGGAACGCUACUCAAGUUACUGGCCCACCUGGGAUUGGCCCGGGACAAGAAGCCGCUGACGCACAAGCACUUUGCCAGCGAGCGUCGUUGGCGCACAAGCCAAAUCGACGCGUUCGCGACCAACUUGGCCUUCCUCCGCUACGACUGCGACAAGGAGGAGCCGCAGGUCCUGGUGCUGCACCAGGAGAGAGUGGUGCGCCUGCCCGGAUGCCCGCAGGACAAGGACCUCUGUCCGCUGGCCACACUACGUCGCCUUUACGCCAAGAGCGUAGACCACUGCAACGUCGAGGAGCUGUGCCGGGUGAAGUCCAAAUAAAAAGAAGAACCGAAAUGAAUGCUGGAUUUGCUGCUGCUGCUGAUGAUGAUGACGAACUGCUUUUUUGUUGCUCUGCUCCCCUGCUACUGCAAGACCUCAGGAAAAGGGAUUCGUCGGAAUGUUUAGGAUACAACUGAAAUAAAUGAUAUAGAUAAGAAUGGAAUAGAUGCGAAGGAGCUGGAAUUUAGUUUUGUAAGAGAUGAGAGGCCAGAGCGUUAUGUGUUGACCAAGUGGCGUCUGUGUGUUUCGUAUGCCUUAUUAAUCAAUGUGGACCAUCCAAUCCAGAACAAGCGAACUUCGAGGACGAGUGCAGGAGACAGAGCGAGACGGAGAACGCAAGAGGGAACGAGAAAGGGAGACGCAAGCCCGUGUCACGCUUUACAUAUACUUUAAUCUAUAUACUCUGGAUGUCUCCCCAACUGCUGUAAGGAUGUACACGACUAAUCUUGGUUUACUUUUUUUUUUGUUAUCCAGUUAAUCAUACUAUACCUUAACCUAAUCCUAAACCCAAAGCCAGCUGGCAACGCAUACUGUAUAUAUAUAAAUACUGAUGUAUGAGAUAAUUAACUAUAGUUUAUAUACCCAACACACCACACAUAUAUAUACAAACACAAGCGUUAUUUAUAUGCCUCUAUUCAAAUCGAUCCUUUGCCACCAACAAAAGAAAAGAAAAACAAUACGUUCGUUGUGCUAACUUGUGUUAUAUACCUAUAAACGAAACCGGAUAUAAAUUUAAGAAGGCAAAGAUAUGGAACAAAUGUUGGGUUCCUAUCAAUCGUUCAGCGUAGAGGGAGACCCACACACUUUGUACAUAGCACUUACGACUUUAAUCACUUUUGUCUAAUUUUGUUUGUCCUAUCGAAAACCCAACAACAAGAACAACAAAUAAAACUAACGAAAAUUCUAGUUUAAAGCUUAA
Molecule: messenger RNA, 2426 nt
Organism: Drosophila subpulchrella
Lineage: Eukaryota; Metazoa; Arthropoda; Insecta; Diptera; Drosophilidae
Gene: Mipp2
Product: multiple inositol polyphosphate phosphatase 1
Exons: 5
Coding region: 140-1507 (455 amino acids)
Molecular function (GO): inositol phosphate phosphatase activity; acid phosphatase activity
Source: RefSeq, a predicted model, not a curated record